UGGGAGUUUCUCUUGUUUCUUGCUGUAGGAGGGGGUAAAAAAAAAAAAGCUCUAGCAGCAUCCUCAUCAGCAGCAGACGCCAGCGACCAGGAAGCGCCCUGAGGUGAGUGAUGUGGAUUUGUAAAAUAACCUUUUACUGAUGUAAAAAGUGAUGGUGAGGUUUAUUGCGCUAUUUAUGGCGCAAUUAUUCCAUGAAGUUAGUGAGCCGGAGGAAGGUGGGGGCUCAGACUGAUGUGGGUGCUGCAGUGAGCGAUGGAAGGAGUCGCCAAAAACGAUAUGAUGGUGAAAAAAGAAACGCCUUUACCUUUCACUAUCAAGCAGAAAUCAGAUCUAAAUCAGUGCGGUGGUUGCAGAUGGACCUGUAUCCUGAGACAGAGUUGUUUUUAGCCUGUUAGCGUGAGGGUGCUCUUGGCAGUGUGUCACAACAACACCCAAAACAGAAGAGACAGUCCCCUCUUUCUCACUACAACACCUAUUGUUCCUCAUGGAGAUUACUGGCUGGUACCUCUUGUAGACACUCUUGCCUCUAAUUCAGGGUUCCCUGUUGAAUAAUACUGCAAAUUAUAGCUUUUUUUGCUUGAGGCAAUGCUGUAAACAUGCUCUGCCCAUUGUUGUUGCUGUCGUUGAUCGGUGUGAUGGAUCUACUUGUCACAGUUCUCAUGGCUGUAAUGAGUUAGUGGUGUGACCUGUUGAAUCCAUGCUGAUUCUUCUGCAUACUCACAGGGUUUUACCCAUCUCUACUUUUUCUGCAGUCCUCUGGCAUUUAAUACAAAAGAGGUAGACUGUGUCUUACAUCAGCUCAUAUAUUCUGCCAGCUACACCUGUCUGAUUGUGGCCUUUAGGGAGCCAGAUUUAUAAAUGGGCUUUGGCAUUUCAGUUGGUCACACGCACACAGCUUUUGAAUGCCAUGCCAUGUGUUCUGACUUGAAAAAAGAGAAAAUAUCAUGUGGAGGAAGGUCUGAUUGUUCAAAAGAGAGUCAUAUUUAGGUGUUUUUUAUUGAGGACACAGACUUCUAAGAUGUCAGAUCGACAAGCUUUAGUCCAAACACAGCUUUAAAGCAGGAUAAAUGACAGUAAUGAUGGCAUUAAGAGUCCUCAAUUUAUUAGAGCUGAGCUUUAUUAUGUUUCCAAGCCCUCAUUUAUGACAUCCAUGGAUAGAGAUGUACGCUUUUACUCAUCAAAGAGGCAAAAACUGUCAGUCAAACUCUUGAAUCAAUGUAAACGAUUGAUGUAUUUGGCUUUAAACUCACAGUCAAACAAGCUCUCGGGGUUUUAGACAUUGCUGAAACAAGUUUUAAGUUAGCAAUGAAAGCUGUUUACUUGAAUUUUUAUCGGUAUGAUUUUAGAUGUUGAACAUUUAGUAUUGUGACCAUAUUGAGUGAAUUAAAAAAACUUUUAAUUAAUUACACAGAGGGUUAUUUUUCAAGUCCACCUUCAAAGGUGCUUGAUAUCAAAAAACAUUUUCCCCGUCACUGGCGUGGGUCCGUCUGGAGUGCUUGCCUUGUGAGUUUUGGUGUUUUUCUGUUUCUGUAUCCACCUAAACUGGUCUUUACCCUCACCCUGAAAACAACAUUUGGGCAGCCAAUCAGUUCCUCAUUAUCAUCAUGACAGUACAUCCCCACCCACUCAGAUUGCUGCAUGGAUGAUGAGGUCAGAAGUGGGUGGGAGGCAGCAGAUCCCCACAGAGGCUGAAUUAGUGAUUUUUUUUUUUUUUUUUUUUUUUUUUUUUUGUGGCUGAAUUCAGAUCCUUGCUGAAAAUACAAAUAGGACAUUUUGUAAACAACUAAAAUUUUAGUUGAAUUGUAUUUUUGUAGGACCUGGUUGAUAAAGUUACCAAUUACUAAGUGUAAAUAGUAAACUCUUGCAUAAAAUGACAAGUGAAGUGUAACUUGACAAUUCAGUGCUCAAAAAGAUCUUCACUCAAAAUGUUCCCUUGUGAAUGCUAGUGUGCAGGAUUUAAUGUCAUUUUGCUGUUUGAUGAUCUCAAUCAUUUUUAGGUCUUUCUCUCUAAAGUUUGAUUUGACAGUGCUAAAAUAAAAGUGCUCUCAGGUUGUUUUUUUUUAAGAAUCACACAGACAUGAAUAUUUAAAGAGACUCCAAGCUGAGAUUGAAAAAAUAGCUUGCUGCAGUGAGAUGGAUAUCUUGUACUCGCAGAGGAUGGACUAGCAGAACAUGAUGACUACAGAUCAGAUCAGAGAUUAGAUUAGAUUGAACUUCAUUUAUACUUUUGGGAAGGUUCCCUUAAGGAAAUCAAAGUGGGUGUGACUUAUAAACAUAAGCCACUGUCUAUGGAUGUGCUUUACCUAGUGUUUUUGUUUCAGCACCCCAGGCAGGUGGGCAAUGAUCAAACAGUCAGCGGUGAAGUGUUUGCACAAAGAGCGUUUGAUGUUUGAAUCUAAUGGUGUAAGGCAUCAGAAAUCAUAUAAUCUGCUGGGACUCACAUUGACAGAGCUUAAAAUGAAUGCUGUGCGGAUUUAAAAUAUUUCUAAUUCUUAGGUAUAAGCUUUUCCAAGUCCAAAAAAUAAUAAUGUGUGAUAAAAGCAUGACCUCAGUCUUGAUCUGGAUUCAAUCAGAUUGUGAAACACAGGGGGAGUAGUCUGUUGGCCUUGUAUCUUCCAGGACACAGAACUUGUAGCAAAAGUGAAUCUGUGCCACAGUUAGUUUGCAGAGCUAUGAGGGAAACCUAAAAAUUAUGCCAGCAUUUGACUUGGAAAUAGGGGCCAGUCAGAUGAAUCUCUAGUUUGGUGUCAGCCAGCACCAGAUUAACUGAUGUUUACCUGCUGAUCAAUGUGAGGUUAGUGAACACAAGAGUCGGAAAAACCAACACCCUGUGAUAAUAGAAAAUGAUCACAGCUGGUAAAAAUAGGUAUAUGAACAAAGGGUGUUAAAGAGACUUCCCUGGUUUCCAAAACUGUCUUUAAAGCUACAGUCAGAAAUGUUUAGUUUGUGUCAAUGUUGGCACCCCAUGGGGACACAGCAAUCUUUACUAAUCCCUUCUAGAGGGUGGUACUCGGCAAAACAUCAAACAUACCUGAAAAGCACAUCAGAGAAUUUUUGAUGUAGUGUAGCCCCAAAGGGUGGAUAUAAAUCAACUUUAUAAGAAGAACUUAAACCAUGUUUUAGAAGUCAAUGUGAUUUGAGAAUUCUGUAUCAAUUCCAUUCAUUAAAUUUUCAUUUGGAAAACAUUUAAAAAGAAGCAAAGAGAGAUGGGUGUUUUUAUCCCUAAUUCAAUGAAUGUAAUCAUAUCCUAAAUUGGUUUGUGCCAUCCAGCCCUAGUGCAAUGGGGGGGUUGAUAGACAGUGGUUCUGCAUUGCAUGGUAAAUGAGUGUAAAGGUUGGCUGUACCCUCGCUCCCUGAAUAGACUCUGACGGGAACAGCCCAUGCUGUUAACAGAUCACACUCACUUCUGUGUAGCACUACUGCAGGAAUCUUCCUGUUUACUAUUUCUCCUCUAGUCAUGAUGAAGAUGAGGGUGGUGUCGAGUUGUGGAACUCCGGGUACGCUUGUGUGAGUAAAAUACAUUAAGAGUUGCAUCAUAUGUGAGUAGUAUAUCAGUAACUCAUCUCCCUUGUUACAUGUCAUGUCAAAAGCUGCAGGAUGUGAAUAAGAUUGUCAGAAAACCCAUUGAUGAAAGCACCCUGGACAGAAAAUCGAACACAACUAGAAUAACUGUACAAAGCAGUCGCUGAUGAUAUCAUUGUUACCUGUAAAACCUCCAUUUGUAUUCCAGCUGCCUUCUAACCACAGCAGUUAUGUACCAUAGGCUGGGCUUUGUUCUUUUUAUGUCUUGGGCGGAUAGGAGGCUCCAUGCUGUUUGAAAUUCCUGCUGUGAACUUUCCUGCUAUUCCUCAGGGGUCCAUCACAGUGAUGCAGAUGCAGGCAGCAUUGAUGUGUCGUAAACAGAUCCUCUCCAUCAAAAAGCGUGCGAUGUAGAGUUUACCAGACAACAAAAAAAAGCAGUAUUUGAUAUGCACAGGCACAUAUAGCUGUCAGACUUUCUCAUCAUCUCACAUUUCACAGAUCUAAUAUUGCCUGUUCACGCGCCUGGAGGCCAAAAAUCUCAUCUGACGAACAGGCUCGGUCAUUAUUAAAUGUCCAUACUGGUGGUUUUGCAUUUUUCUCCACUUCCUACAAGCUGAAUAUAUCUUCCAUUAGAGCUGAAACAACCAGUCAAUUUCUCUCUUAGACUAAUGACGGGAUAUGAAUCACGAUAAUUGUUGAUGUUCAGUCACUGCUCUUUCCUUAUUGUUACUUUUGAAAGCAAAUCAAACAUCUCUUAGCUGUGCAUGUUUAUUUAGACAAAACAAAAAAUGCUUUUGACAGGCAUUUUACUUUGUUUAGCCGUAGAAGGAAAAGAUUGAUGCCAAUAAGUGAUGACAAAAACACUAAAAGACAUUUGAAUAUCAUUAAAUUGCAAGUUAAGUAAAGAAUGAUUUAGAAUUGAAUGUUUUCUGCACCACAAACGCUGUUUCAAUCCCUUUAAGGUUUCUUAAAGCGGCAGGGUUUUUGGAAUGAGGUAUCUGUCAAUAGUAAGUGCGCCAGUUAGUUUGACUCUUUUGAUGAGAAACCGAUCAGAGAAUUGGAAUAGAAGCUAGUUUGUCAGAGGGAGUCAUCUCUAUCAUUUUAUUUAACUUGAUUUAAGAGACUGUACGACCAGAAAGCCCAUUGAUUUUUAUAUUGUUGUUUUUGAUGCCUGCUAAAUCAGUGUGAGGGGGUAGGUGAUGGCAAUGCAGCUCAAGAAACAGCCGCCUUUUUACAAUUUCCACAUAAAAUAUUCACAUUAAUUGGUGCAUUUGACUGUCAAAAAUUUUCCUCUACAAGUUUAAGCUUGUAAAGGAAAACAUAAGCAAAGGCUGCUUUGUCAAAAUUGACACAACCAAAAGUUCCUUACAGGAGCUUUAAGCACCAAAUGCCAGAGGUUUUCCAGUGGACACAGUAACAUCUAUAGAGUCUUUUAUCUAAGCGUAGCCUUCCCAUACAAAGGAUAACAGAGUGCUUUGACAAGGUCAGCUUUGAAUAUGCUCUCCCAUCAGAAGAGUUUUCUUAUAUUAUAUUAUCUUCUUAUAUUUUUACCAAUAUUGAAGAAAGUUGGUUACAAACAGUAGCGUUCAGUCAGGCAGGGAACAUGAUAUGGCGACCAAUACAGACUGUGGCUACAGACUUGUGAGCUACUAGCAUCUUCUAAUUCAAAAAGGUCCUCGAAUACCGCUUUUUACCAGGUCCAACUUUUGAUAUCUGUGGCCAGAUGUGUGAUAAGACACGUUUUAUUCUAAUUAUUGUUUGCAUUUCUCAGUUUAGAUGUUUAUUUCUCAGUAGGGAUCUGUUUCUUUUGUCAGCGUUUGCACAUUUUUAUAGCUGUGUGGGUGAAAGUAAUUUUGUUUCUGAGAGUCCGGUUGUCUCCCAGGUCCAUUGUAAAGAUCAGCUCCAGCUGUUUGUUUUUUCAGUGUGACAGGCUGUGGGUGGAAUCCUCCAGAAGCUCUGGGUUGCACAGAGAAAACCCAGGUUAGUCAGGUGUGUCAGUCAGUGUCGGUGUUGGACUGAAUCUAUCAUGGGGUCUAAUGAGGAUGGGCCUGGUCCAUACAGGAGAGGCACAGCAGACACACAGCGCUCCCCUGGGGGCUCACUGGGCAUGUGCUGCCUAACAGGAAGCAGGUGUUGGUUAGUUGAGCACAGUCUGUGUGUGCAGUCAUAGCUCGAUUCAUAUGAAGGCUCAUUCAGCCUUUGGAGGAAAAAGAAAUGACUGCAUUAACCAUGUGCUCUGAGCAGACACACCUCACUAAGCUGUGUUUGUGCUCUGCCUGAUGGUGAGAGAAAGUGAGGUAUAAAAAGAGGAAAGCAUCCUCCCCUUUUUCACUAAGCAGGUGGUGAGCAGAUUGUGUGAAAACCCUCCCCUCUUUCUCCCCCCCUCCGGAUGAAGCAAGGGAGAGUUGCCCGCUGCACCCCCAAACACCUCCCUCCAAACGGGAGCAUCACAGCAGUUGCUCGGAGCCCCUGUAGAGUGAAAAUAGAUGCACUCACAAAUGGUUUCCGUAUUAAAUUAUUCCAACAGCACAAUAGAGGAGUGAGAUCGUAGAGCGAGUAUUUAAGGCGGGGCCUAUUUGAAGUUCAGGUGAAUAUAUCUUUUGUGUAGGAUCUGAUGAACAUUUACCUUAUUUGGGGGAAAACUUUGAUUUGAGCUACAUAAAUUAAGACGUGAAGGGAAAAAAAAUGUUUUCAACCUGUGUAGAUAAAAAUAAGCCAAUCCUUACAUUACACUAGUUACUAACUUCACAUGCUAACUAUGCUAAUUCUUUGUGGCCGGCAGCACCUCUGUGCAACUCAAUCAUAAAUGCAUACAAAAAUACCUUCCAGCUGAUUAAAAAACACAUCAACACUCAGGAUUGUAGAGGGAGACACCAAACACACCAACAACUGCAUACAGGUGUGAGGUUUCGGAACCCAAACUCUUGCCAUGUAGAAAGUGGAGUUGGAUUUGUGGAUUUGAGCAGUGACAAAUUGCUCACUGCUUCAGGCUUUGUUUGUGUCAGAGCAACGCUUGCAAAGACUUUAUUAAACCGUUUUUCAUCCACUGGUCCAGUCCAGAUAUUUGGACGGCUUACUUAUGCUUGCAGAGAAUGGAUGACUUAGAAAAAUGACUUUUUAUUUUUUAUUUUUUAAUGAUAAUAUAAAAUCCCAGUGGAAAAAAAAAGUAGCUCUAUAAUUUAAAUUACAAACCCUCCCAAUUUGAUUUGGAUUUAUUGCAUUUAAGCCACAACAUGAGUCGAAUGUCUUUGAGGUUUGAUGUGAGAUUUUUUUUAUUUGAGCUCUCAUUUUAGAUACUAAAUCAUCAUUGAAGGCCAAACCACUGCUCUCGCUAUUUGACAUGUUUAUGCUCGUGUUGUUGCUGUGCAUGCUUUGACACGUUAACACAUCACACCUCUUUGUGUCGCUGUAUCAAAAAUACAACACUUUCUUUUCGUUUAAAAGUUUAUUAUUGUGAUAGGAUGAUACAGCAUAAACCAAAUCCCAUGUUUGAAAAGUUAUUUAUUGCUAUGACAUGCUCAAUGGAAACCUGCCAAACCCAGCAUCAGACUGCAGGCAAUAAAAUUAGAUAAGUUAAUAUGAAUAAUUAACCCUUUUAUUAAGUUGCCAAGUAUUUACACUGAAAGUUAGCAGAGACCAAAAUUGAAAUUAAAGGAAUGUGAACAUGUGACUUAGUAUUGCUCAGGUUGUCAGAAGCUUGUCUACAAAGUAGGGAUGGGUAAUAAAACGAUAACAAUAUAUAAUGAAAAAAUUAAUUUCCCUCAAUAUCAAUAUAAAACAUGGUCAAUAUCCUUUUCAAUAGCCGGUAUUCUGCCAUGUUUUGGUAAAUGAUAUGAAUAGCCAAUAAAAAGGGGAGUUGCUCUGGGUUCGCUUCGCGCUGAACUAAUCAUGUGCUGAAUUAGAGCCAAGUAGCAAACAACUGCAUAGUAACAGGCUGCAGCUACACGCAACCAUAGCACUUUAAACAGGUGAAGCUGACAGCACUGUCGGUGAGAAAAAGAGAAAUGAGUGCUACCCCUGGCAGAAAUGCAGAUGAAGGCUCAACAGAUGACGACAUCAUCGACAACACUGGCAUGAAAACGUUGAUGGUGUGGAGGCAUUUUGUUUUUUUGAGGUCGGACAUGAAGCAGAGUAAAGUUCACUGCAAAUUAUUUCGAGUACAUGUUCUUGCAAAGUCGGUGAAUACCUCAAAUCUUUUUCACCACUUGAAGAAGUGCCAUGCGGCAGAGCAUGUACAAUGCAAAAUGUUACAAACCCCGAGCGGAGCAAGGAGCCCAUGGCACCUGUGCAGCCGAAACAGCUGACGAUUCAGUCCGCUUUCCCUAGCCCAACGCUUACAACAAAAUGUCAAAGAGACACAAAGAUCUCACAGAUGCAGUAGCUUAUUGUAUUGCAAAAGACAUGCUACCAAUAAGCACUUCUAUAUUUCUUUUUUUUUAUAUCGUGAUAUAUAUAUCGAUAUCGACUGAUAUGAAAAAAUACAUUGUGAUAAUUUUUUUCCCACAUUGCCCAGCCUUACUACAAAGUCAUAAAGUUGGCACUCAAUCCGUCGGAUGUGUAAAAAGUUGAAUGAUUGCUUCCAAAAUGCACCACACCCACUUCAUGAGAUGACUCAGGAUUGUUUCUCCGUCCAACCUGCUGCGAGAAGCUAUAACUGCAUCUCUGAAGCUAAGUUAUUUUGUCUACCCUCAGUUGCCUUUCAGUAUUUUUCAGUUCCUCUUAGUUGUUACUGCAAAAGAUCAGCUUCCAAUCCACACUGUGUCGUGUUGCAUCACUAUAAUUUCUUAUGGCUUGUGAAGAGCUCACUGAAGAGUGACUGUUCAAACAGAAUACCUUUUAAACAGCUGGGUUUCCAUAAUUAUGGUUGCGCAUUUACAUUCACAUGCAGAGCACAGGUAAAAGCCGCUCAUGCUGUGGUGUCACAGCAGGCUUUAGAGAUUAACUUUAUGACAAAGGAAACAUCAAAUCUUCCGCCUCCAUGCAGGUAUCACUGUCCCAAAUAGAGGGACACAUCUUUGCCAACACAAACAGAGCAGCAGCAGCAGGGGAAAACUGUGUGUUUAACAAGAUUUCAGACAGUACAAGAAGAGAAACAACAGCUUGGAAGCUAUUAUUCUUUUAUUUAUGGUUAUUGCAAGGUGUCCUUGGGGGUAGUCUUUUAUCUCUCUGUAGCUGGCAGUUGAGCAGGUGCAGAGGUCUGCAUGUCAGAGCAAGUUCACAUGUUAUUUAUGGUUCAUUUCUGUAGUGAAAUAGAAGCAUCUCUGUCUUUCCCUUGGGCAGGUGGUGUGUCUUCAUCCAGCUGAAUGUUUGACCAUGAAAGAAAAAGCUCUUCUGCCGCUGUCCAACAAAUGGUUUAUGUUGUCGAUGAGGAUGGAGACACCAGGACUGAUCCUAGUGUUUUCAAGUGUGUUUAGAGAUAAAACUCUUUCUUGUCUUGUUUUUAAAGCAGAUUUCAAGGAAGUAUGAUAAAGCACGUAUUUGUGGAUCAGAUGGAUUUUAAAAUUGUGAUACAGGUGAAAUUUAAGAUAGGGUGUGUGAGAGCAAUGGAUGCCAUUCAGCCAGAUUUAAGUCCCUCAGGAAAACUUUGAUGCACACCACCCUCGCCAUCUGCUCUGCAGUAUAAUCCUGCUCUUAAAAAGCUUACUUGUCUAGUCACUUCCUGACUCACAUAUCAUAUUGCAUUUCAAUCACAAUGAUAAUAGCAGUAAUAAUAAUAAUAAUAGAGAAUAGACAAAGAGGAAGUAGCGUACUGUUAGCAGCCCUUCGAGACAUGAUUAGGCACUUUUUAUAACUGGCUUUUCCAGAUUAAUUGUGAAUCCAAAAACAAUGUUAAAACUGGUACUGAUGUGGAUUACUGAUUUAUUAAACAUUUGGACUUCCAAACUGUUUAUUUAACUAUUUUCUUUGAGUUCUGUAGCUUACUAUACCAGAUGUAGAUUUUUCAAAAUAAAAGCAUAGUUUGUCCAUACAGGAAAUUACGCAACCUGAACACUGAACAGAAAAAAUAUAUGAAAAUAAAAGCAUGAAAAUCAUUUAUGAGGCAGUGCCUGCUCCAAAGAAGUUUUGGUCACAGGACUGGUGAUGCAGAUAAAUCAUUCAUAGGUCAUCCAUCAUAAGUUUAUGUUGUCUUAGUUUGUCCUUGAUUUGUCCAUAUCCUCACAUUGAUUGAUUGUUUUAGGGACUUCUUCAACAUUUCAUUAAAUAUCAGGUGGUCAUGAUAACCAUGAAGGGAAAACAUGAUAUGGUGACAGCCAGAUUUCAAAAAGGAUCUCAAACAGAUUGAUUUCAAACGACAAUCAUGAUGUUCCUUUUUUUUUUCAUGAAAUAACUUGAGGCCUUUUGGUGAUAUUGUUGGUAUUUUGAGAGAUAUGUUAUAAGGCCUCUAUCUACAAAAAAUUAAAAUUCAAGUAACAUGUAAGAAAACAAUGACAGCUGAGGACGGUGUAUUCAGCACCGUUAAUCAAAAGAUCACAAAGUCUCCCAGUAAUUGAUUUUAAAUUGCUUUGCUGCUCGAGGCGAAUGUUAGCAGAGCACCUACAACUUUUGGCACUUCUUAGACGUAAACAUCCACAUGUCUGAAAUACACAUCACUUCAGUUGAGUAAUUGUAUGCAGGUUUAUACAAGCCCAGCCACAUGUGGUUUUCUCUGCGUUUUCAAGAUCAAAAUACUGCCAAACUGUACAUUGCUGUGCUUGUUUACAUACAGGUAGUAGAACAUUAGAGCAUUAACAGGGCUGCAUUGUUGGCUCAUGGCAGGUGGCUGCACAACAUAUCAUGGGCAUUUUUGGCAAAUUUAGCACAGACAUUCAUGCCACUGUUAUAUACAUAUAUAUUUUAGCAUUUUUUAAAUUGUGAUUGUGUGUUGAAUGCUGGUGUCAGUGUUUCACUCAAACUUAAAAGCCUGCAUGACUGUAGAUUUUCAAUCUUGUCUGUUUUCCUUCUUAUUACAGGCAUUAAUGAAUCAUGGCCACAAUGGUGCCCUCAAUCAAACCAUAUAAUCAAACCAGCUGAAGCUAAAGCUAAUUUAAUUCAGGUAUUGUGAGGGUUUAGGGGCAGACAUAGAUUAAUCAGGGUUUAUUGCAUACUAUUGAUCUUCUGACCUCACUUUAAUUGUUUUGUCCCUAUCACCUCGAGGCUUGUAUCCUCUCUCCUUAUCCCUGACAGAUACACACAGACAAACACACACAUACAUUAACACUCACACAAGAUACCUCAGCUGUUUUUUCUGAUGCAAUGAGCAGAUUAGCUAGCCAGCUCUUCCCCUUUUGAACAGUGUGCUGUUUUCUCUGCUUCUCUGACUCUAACUCAGGUGUAUGUUAUCACCAGCUCUCUGUUUCUGAACUUACUUCAGCGUUUGUGAUCAUAAUAACCCUGCACAGAGGAGAGAUUUUACUCAUGCUGCUAGUCGGAGGCAGAAUGCUACUUUGCAAGCCAAACUUCAGUUUGUAAUCUGCUGCACUGGCUUGGCAGCAAGACUCAGGGAUGAGGGGAAAAGAAAUGAGCAGAGGGAACGGAUUAGGGAGACAUCAGAUUAGCAAAGUUCAUAAGCUGCAGAAGAAACGGAUACUGUGGGAUGACAGUGAGCAUGUUUGAGUGUUUGUUUAGCAAGGGAAUGACAGAUAAAGAAGAUCCAUGGAGUCUUGUUGCUAAACCUGCUGAGUCAUGCUGUGACGUUUGUCCAAAUGUUGUGUGAAACCACACCACAGGCAGCCUGUAUCCCUCAGCAUCCUGCUCCGUUCUGGAGGUGGAGAGGAAGAGUUGAACUGUUAGCAUGAGCAGCAGGCUGUGUUCAGAGUGAAUGGCUCAUCUGAUGCAGAAGGAAGAGCAGCUCAAUGAGCCGUUUAAGGUCUGUUUUAGCGUCUGCAUGUCCAAUUCUGUCAGAGCUCUGUGUGCUUCCAGUUUACAGCCAGAUUGUUUAGUUUCUUUUACAAUUAGGCAUCAUGACUGUUUGAUUUAGCUCCUGUUGCUUUGUCACGGCUCACAGCUGCACUUUGAUUUGUUUGCUAUUGAUCCACUCAUCUCAGGCGGAUAUAAAUAGGCACCAAAUAGUUUCCUUUUUACUGCAUCUUCCUAUUUUUAGGCUUUUGAACAAGAUUAUUGAAUAGAUUCCCAGGGAGGUACUGCAAAUAGUAUCAAGCUCAGUAGCCUACCACCUUUUGAAUACAAAAAUCAUAUAAAAUCAUGCACAUUUAGCCCAAGAAAGCACCAUAAAGAAAGUUGAUAACAGUGCUCUGCAGAUUGUGUGUGUAUGUUAUGGAUUGUGAUCUUCAUCCUCAGGGAAUCUUCUGCUCACUUCUCAGUUGGAGGAUCAGAGACUUGGUAUCUGACAGCAGCUGAAUAUUGAUUGGAGGCUAACAGAAGUAAAGGGGGACUGUUGUAGUGCAGAAAGAGCUGUUGAAUUAUUACUGGGUUGUAUUUUUGUUCCUCUGCAGACCGCUCUGACAGUGUGAUGUACAGCAGUCCAGCAGCUCUGCCAUUGAUCAGCUCGCCUCCUACAUCAGACAUCCAGCUGUUUUUACUAAAUCCUUCACAAAACUGAUUGAGAUUCCCAGGAAGUGGCAUCAGUGGUGCAGUGAUAAAUAACAAUAAGGCUGGGUUUAGAAAUGUGUGCCAGUUUGGAAACCUUUAGCAUCCUCUACCGCCUCUCGGUUGUUUUAGUCUCGUGUUACCUAGCAGCUCUUAUGAGAGUUGGCUAAUGAUGCUUAUUUUUUGGCUGCAGAGUGCACAGUGUGUUUACUACUGAGCAUACCAUUAUGUAACAAUAAUAACAUCUCUGCAUAUGUUGUGGAGGCUCAUUUCUGCUGCAAAAUCUGAUGAUUGAUGUCUCAUGCUCAGGUGUAAUCGCUGUAUUGAUGCAAAGCGUUGUCAGCACUCUGUUGCUGCUGCUGCUCCAUUUCCCUGAAACUGUUUGUUCAGGGAGGAGUGUACACAAGCCGAGCAGAUGCGAGUCGGGACUGUAUUGAUUGAAAGUGAGAGGAGUGUGUGGCGCUGGAGGACAGAUGGUUUUGUGGUCAUGACGGUGUAAGUGAUAUUAUUCUCUAUGUGCUUCAGCAAGAACUGCCGAUCCUCCUCAAGCUGUCCACAAAGGCAGAAGAGCGCAGUUGAAGGUUUCACUGUUGUUCCAAGCCUGUCAUUCAAACAUGUUGUUGAUGCGGUUUAAGAGGCUAUUAGCAUCUGUCUGUUGGGCUUUGUAAAGCUCCUGCUGUUUGUUUGUCUCCUGAUCAGUUUUUCACAUGUGACAUCUCACUUCCAUUCAUCCAGUACAAUAACAGAUACAGAUAAAUGGCUGCUAAUGGACUGUGAUCAUCAUUAGAUGGAUAAAUGAGCUCAUAACCACACUGAGAGAGGAUGGAAGACAAUUAUCUGUGAGAAAAAGACCAUAAUGCUUGUCGUAUGUUGAAAAUGGAGAGUAUUUAACAGCUAAUUCAAGGUUUAUUAUCUGCACCACAACAUUUAUUUCUUGCACUACAAUCCUCUCCAUUUCAUAGAAACUAUUUUGUCGCCUUUUUUUUACCCCUUCAUUGAGAGAUAGAGUGGAUAAAGUCAAAAACAUAGAGGGGAGAGUGGGAAAAUGAUGCUGUUAAAAUUAUAGGUGUGGAAAUAUUUAUCAAUAAACCUGAAUUGCAGAGCUUCAACAGAUCUGUCUCAAAGCUAAUAGAGAAAAAGGUAGAACAGGCCUUACUCCAACAGUUGACUUGUCUCUUUCUUGACCCUCAGGUAUGGUUCAGUCCUGAUGGCGCACUCUGAGCUGUUUGAGACAAGAGCGCCCCCGGUGGAGGGGAGGCCCGUGGAGCUAGAUGUUCUGAGCUUUUUGGACUCGUUUGGAGAAGCAAACAGCACGGCCGAGAGAUGCUACCGCUCACACUCCCGCAGUAGCGUCCUCCAGGGGCUGCCAUUCGGAGGGGUGCCCACGGUCCUCGCCAUCAAUGUUGUACUCUGGAUGGUAAAGAAUCAAACUCUAUGAUGCAAUUUAUAAUCUACACUGUUUCUGAAUGAAUGUACCCGAUCUAAACUAUUCAAUAAGCCUCUUUUCAUGAAUAUUUGAUCCUAAUUUUAUUAUUUUGAUCUCAGUUAAUUACAGUUUCUGUUUUUUGUUUUUUUUAACCUUCUUUUAUAAACCUCAAAUAUCAAGUGUCCUUCCCUUAAGGCCAUGAUGGUUUAUGGUUACAAACAACAGAUCAAAAGUCAGCAGUUCAGGAUCUUAAUAGAAAAAAAAAAUAUUUAUGCAGGUUACAGCUUCGCGAAAAAUACUUAUUAGUAGGAGCACUGUCAUUGAUCUUUAACGUUUAAAGUGGACUUUUGUAUGUGUACAGCUGCAGUUCAAUAAGUCUUGACAGUCCCUGAAUAUACACAGAGCUGCCAACACCCUGUUGAGAUGUAAUGAAGACUCUGAUACAAGCUGGCAGCAAGAGGUGAUGCAUUGUCAGAGGGCUGUUGCUGUAAAAAUAAAACGUUUAACGGACACGCUGUCACACCGCUUUGCUCUGAAGUUGAUGAUAAGGCAAAACAACGCCUGUGUCAAGAGUCAAUAAUAUGCUAGGGUCAAACUCUGGGCUGGUUUGUGUGUUAUUCCUUAAACUGUCCAAAAAACAUGUAUCAUAUCAUUUCAUUUUCCUCUGCUGAGCCAGGAACCUUAAUGUUGUUCAGUCAGGGGAAUUUUUUCCAGAACUUAAUCUGAAAUUUAAAUUAAGCCUCCACCUUCAGAACAUGGCGUAUUAUUUUAUCUUUUACAUUAAGAAAAUUGGGUGUACUUACACUUAAAAUUGUGGUAGACUCUUAGAAAAAGUAGGAUGUAUUAAAGGAUAAAUAUUGUCAUUGUACCAAACUGCAGUCUCAGCCUUGUAUCUAUUUAACAUGGAUUCUUAAAACCAUUUUCAAUAGCCUCUUAGGUGAGCCGUAAGAUAACAGUAUACACCCAGAGAGAAGGUGACGGUAAGAGAAGGAGAAAAAAGUGAAAUCAAAGUCACCAUUUGGCAAUUCCCUCAUGACAAUGUGAUAUUUGGCUCACAGCUCGAUAACCACAGUUUCUCCAGUCUGAGAAUUUCAAUUGUAAUAUGAAGCCUUUGUAUGGGAGUUAAAAAAAAGUGUCACUUUUCUAGUUUUUCCCACAGAAGGGAUAAAAUGCAUAGAUAUGUUGCCACUCUUUGUCCAUCACUAUCAGUUUGCCCAACGUUUUCCACCUUUUUUCAUAUACGUAUAUAUUUUGUAGAGUGAAGUUUUAGGUCAUCAAGGCUUUUGUACAACUGAGGGAUAAAACCUCUUUUGACAUAAUAUUUGUAUACAUUCAUAAACAACUGGAAAAAAGCUUUAUGGGCUUCUCUUCUGUCAGCCUUUUUUUAUAGCUUAGUUUAAUAGUUUUUUUAAAGGAGUGCAAAUAAAUAUGGUUUUAUGAUACAAAGAGUCUGUUUUAAUAUUUGAAAUACAUAAUUUCACCCUCUAGUACAAUGAUCCCUUCACACCUUAAAGUAGACUUUACUCAUGGAUUUUGUCAUCCAUCAAAAAGUAAUAUAUUUUCAGAUCUUUUUUUUAAUAUGUUGUGAAGAAAAUUUUUAAAAAGUUCCUUACAUCGAGUAUAUUGGAUCCUCUGUACAAUAAUGAACACUGUCUACAUAACGGCUCAGUGUUUUAGCUCCUGCCUCCAGUUAAUAAUAGCCUCUGGUUUCACUUGUCAGCGACCUGAGUUCCUCUGUCAGGCCUUGUCAAGCUUGAUCUCUGCACCGAUAUCACUCUCAAUCUGCCACCUCCGCUCCUUAAUUGGCUCAUUUUAUCGUUGCCUGGUUGCCAAGACAACGCUGAGGGUUGAAUGCUGUCUCCUAAUGACAGGCAUGAGUCAAAUCAUGCUUUCCCCCAGGUGACGGGAGAACGCCUCUGCAUCAAUUCCAUCAUCAUACAGAAUAAAUCAUCUGUGGGACAUGAGGAGGACGUGCCCACGCAUCAGGACUGAAUAAAGUAGAACAACAGGAAGGAGGUGGACAGCGGGGUAACAGUGAGAUAACAGAGGGAUCCUAACUUAAGGAUAGAGUUUGAGCGAGAGCUGCAUGCAAACGCACACUUAUUAAUCAUCUACGUCUCAGUCAAGGAUUCCCUGAUUGUGUAUGCACAGCUCUGAUUCACUAAAGCAUGAAUCAUUCAACAUUCACAGGAGCUUUUCUCUUAUUAACAUCCCCGCUCGCUUUACCAAAUGUCUCCCAACCACAAAUGAGUUAAUGAUUUAAUGCCGUAAUUUGAAUCAAACAUUCAUUAGCACUUUUACCCAAUUUGCGUUUGUCAACAUUCGUCUCUCAUAGCCCAGUUAUACUCUUAGGUAUAUUCAUUUAAUCAGAGAUUUUCAGCUUGAAUUCCCCAUUGUGUGCUUUUGAAUGUCACUGAAAAGGGCUUUUAAACUUCAUUUCUCCGUCCAUAGCAGAAUAGAACAGAUGUUUUCUUUUGACCACGCUCAUUCUUCAUUAGUGCUCAGCAUGUGUCUGCGUGUAUGUGCGCACGCUGACCUGUCUGUGUUAGUUUCCAAGACAACCGCGUACUACUCCAAAGAAAGAAGAAGGCUAGUUUUGCUGAACCGUGUAUUCUUGUUUUUUUUUUAUAUUAUUAUUAUUAUUAUAUGUGAAUGCAGAAAUGAGCCUCAGUUUUGAAAUGAAGAUGUUUUCAGGUUUUAUAGCGUGUGUCAUGCUUUGAACCAUAACAGCUCUUCAUUCAUGUCCUUCUGUGCUUUAGUUCCUGUUACUCAUCUUCUCCUGUCUGAGGAAGGCCGCGUGGGACUAUGGCCGUCUGGCUCUACUGAUGGACAAUGACAGGUGAAUCCAUUUACUGCUGUUUGAUAUGCUCUCUGGUACUUGAGCUACAUUUAAGAUGGAGAAAUAAUUCUUAGAGGAGCCACUUCAGCAGCCUGAUCCUGAGGCUGUAGCUCCCUCUGCUGGUAGUGCUUAGGAAACAAGGAACACGGAAGGAUCAACUAAACCUUUGCUUCUGAUUAUUGUUGGUGUUGUGCUUAAUAAACCAAUUAUUAUUUCCAUAUUAGAUCAGAAAACAUAAGGGGGGAAAAAAUCACAAUUUCUUUAUCUUUACAGUGCUUAUUUUGUUACAAACAAUACUAUACAACUAAAACUUGUUCAAUAUACACAUAGAAAAUAAAUAACUACACACAAAAAUUAAUUUACUUUGACUUAUAUUUUUCCUAUAACGUAGACACAAUGAAGUGGUUUUACAGUGUGCAGCAAUUAAUUUAUUGUUUUCAAUAUCCCUGACACCUGCCUUUGCCUGAGUGUGCAGUUUCACUGUGUGUGGAGAGCCCUAUCCUGCUGCAUUCAGUAUACAGCUGUGAAGUGUGCACAAAAGCAACAAUACUCACAUUUCAGAGGCCUGACAUGGCCAGUCUUUAACAUUUUUCCAAGAAUAACAAAGGUCAGGGUUAAAGGGCUUGGACUAUUUUUUACUUUGCUGUUGUCAGCAAAUACCAUGAAAGAUUUUUUUAACUUGUCCGUUUUUAGUAGAGCUAUGUAUUGUUUAAAAAUAGGAAACAAACAAGUAUUUAUUAAAUAAAGACUAAAUUAUAAGAUUUAUUUUGAUACUGUAUUUGGAUACCUUAAAAAAAUCUACAGGAGUUUCAGUGCACAGAGCAGUCAGCAUGAGUCUGCAGCAUUUAUUUCCCUCUGCUUAACCAGAGUCUCCUCUUCUGGGUAACUGAGGCUUGAUUAGUUCUGGCUGACCGGCAGCAGCUUCGCAGCACCCAAGGGCGAGCAUCAUCUGUGCGUUUUGCCAAGCAGCCCUCUCUCGUAAUAAUUCAAUUAUGCUGCUUAAUUUGACUCGCUGUUGAACUGUCAGAGACGCAGCCUACAGAGAAAUAUCCACAAACUCCAUCAUCACAGCGGCUUUAUUAGAUUCAUCUUUACUGUAUUGUUUUCUGUCUUCUCUGUAUACAAACACACGCAGGGAUUGAUGUCAGACAGGUGCUAAGAGGCUGUCUGCAGCACAUCCAUCAUGUUUUUAUUUGUUCUGUCUUUUAUAGCCUUAAAGUAAUUUAAUCAAAGAGGAUGAUCUAAAAAAGGUCAUGUCAGGCAACAAUCAAUACCUUGUUGUUUCUUCAUUUAUCUGUCCAAUCAGUCUCACCUCCCUGUUUUAUGGAGAACCAAGUGAGAAAGAGAAGUCCCCCUCAGAGACCAGCCCAUCUGACUCCGAGACAAAGGACAUGGUGAGUUUCUCAGUUUGAUGAGUGUAAAUCUUUUUCCAUCUGCUCCUGAAAGUGCCAGUAAGCCCCCCUGACAGCAUUUCAGCUGGAUUAAAAGUACCCUGUUGGAUUUUAUACUAAACUAAUGCCACUGUGUUCACAUCAAGCCUCUUUUAAAAAGACAUUUAAUGUCCUGGAGGUUCAACAAACGACUUUAAACCUGUAACACUUUAAUUUCAGUGUAUACUAAGUCAAGAUCAGUAUACUGGAUGACCCUGUAUCGCUGCUGUACUUGAAAGCUCUCCACAUUGUUUUGACAAUGAAUUUAAUAUGUUUUAAAUUAAAUGUAAAAUUCAAUCAAAUGUAAAAGCAAAACAAACAAUCUUAGUCAAGAAUGAUCACCGGACCACCGGAUCAGUGCCUUUUAGCUGAAUAUUUAAAAGCGCUAAAAAUCAGCUUGUAAAAAAUACUGAGUCAUAUUUAUUCGAAAAUGUCUAUAAACCCACUGCUAACUCUUUAUCUUAUCCCAAUCAAGUUGCAGAUUAAGUUAGCAAAUAGCUAAAGAAGCAAUCAGCAACAUGAACUUAUUAUUGGUGGGAUUAAGUUCAGAAUGAAGGGGAAUGGACAGUGGAUAAGAUAUCAAGAUGACAUGACUAUAAAUGAUAAUCACAAUAUGCUUUUUUAUUUUCAGCUUUUUUUAUCAUAAUAUCUAUUCAUUGCACAGCUCUGUUGAUAAACCAGGACAGUUUAUACUUUGUAACUAUGAAAACCUCCAAAAUACCUCAUUUUAGGCACUAAAAGUUUUUUCAUGCAUAGAGAUUUGCUGAAUGGGGCUGAUAUGGCCGUAUGAAUGUUAGUAAAUAUACAGUUUAUGUAGAGUUUCAGGGAAGAAACUUUUAUUCAUUUCAUUUUUGACUGCUUUACAGGUAGUUUGCUAUGUUACAGUUGUAUAAAAAUGUGUUUUAUAUUGAAAGAAUGCAUAUAGAAUUUGUGGUGGAUCACACAAGCUCAUACAUUGUUUUUGUAUUCAAGGUAAAUUAGUUUUAAAAAUAUUAAAUCAUAUUUUCAGAUCACCAACUUCGGCACUGAUUUAUGAGAGAGUGGCAAUAAGUAUGUGGACACACACAUUUAACAUUUCAUUCCUGUGUAAAAAAUAAUACGUUUAAAGUUAUAAAAAUGUGGCCAGGUAUGAAUUUUCAGUGAUGAAUCACUGAAUAACUCCAGAAAUGUAUGGAUUGAUAGCACCAAUGAAAGAAAUGUGCUUCAUGAAAAUGCAAAAAAAAGAAUAUAAGCAGCCUGUUGCAUUUUAGCCCAAAUAGUCCAUGUUAACAUGAGUGCCACUUCAUGCAAAGCAAUUGUAGACAUCUAAACACUGCUCCACUGUAAGGAUAAGACUAAGAAUAACUUAAUUUAUCACUGAAGGGAAAUUCAAUACUACUUCAAUACUACUAGUGAUAAAAAAAAAUCCCCAGAAUAUCAGUAAUAACUAAAGAAAGGGUUUAAAAUUUGGUAUUUCAGACUGAAAAAGACAAACUCAGAGGUCUGUACUGUGCAGGGAAGAGGAAAAAGCACUAUCGUAGCUACAGAGCUGCUUAAAAAUUACUGAUAUAGGCUAGUCUUCCUGAUCACCUCUGUAUUUAUUUACAUUUUUAGUCAAAAGCUGUCCCCAGUGAAUUUCUUAUUUGUGACUUAAUCACUAAAAAUGCACCAUGCUGCACUUUUACAAUGUAGUCCACUUGUCCGAGCUGUCAUUACGUCAACAUUUGUAAGAGGAAAGUUUGAGCCAUGACUCAGCUGUGCUGUCUGUGACUCUGUGACACCUGUGUGACAGAGUGAGGUCACUCCCUGUAUGUUUACAGCUGUGUAAGACAAAGACUCAGACUGGAGUCAUCAUCAUACACUGUGCCUACACAAAGCUGAGACUGCAGUAAAGUGGUUAGUGCUACAGGCUAGACCUAUUAAAUCUCCAUCUCUGUGUGUCACUCUGCAGACCUUAUUACUAUGCUAAUAGAGGAUUCAUGCAAAAAGCCAGAUGUGCUGAGUUGAGACUCUCAUACAGAUGUCAUUAAUUAUCCUAAAUAACGCAUCCAUUUUCUGUUUUACGAUUCUCCUGUCCCUGCAGGGCUUCUGCUCGUGGCUCUCAUCUCUUUACCAUAUGAAGUAAGUACACAGAGUCGUUGUCCUUCUAAUUAUUCCACCCGUCUCUCAUCUUCGCUCCAAUUCUUUUAUGGGCUCAGUCCUCAAAGCUGAUGUCACUGUCAAAUGUAAAGUCCCGGGUUAUAUGUCAUUUAGCAGGAAAAACAAACAAGUCUGAGCUUAAUGGGUGUCGUGGUUUCCCCUUGAAUAUUUGCACUUGCUCAAGUCUGACUGCACACAACAGAUUUAGGCUCAUAAAAAAGCGAUUUCCACUGUGUCCAUGGUUUCCAUAGUAUAAUGGUGGAGUUUGGAUGCUGCCGUUUUUAGCUCUCAUGCCAGUGGCUCACCCAGGGAUCCCUGGGAAAGUGUGAACCCACCCUGAAAGUUCGCAAUGUGUGGGCUUUCAUGAGACCAGCUUGCACCUCUUUUCUCCGUAUUCCCAUGCAUUUGUUCCGUUUUAUGACAGUGGGUUUCCUGAACCUCUUGCCUGGUUGCCACUGCCUUUAGCACCUGAGUCACCACAUUUUUAAUCAUGAUCAGGUGUAAUCUGCCGGUCUGAAGGCCCUGGCAGUAGCCAGAGUGACAAAUUUAUGCAAGUUUAGGAUUGACUUGCUUAAAAGAAGAGCACAGUUUGCUGUAUUUCUGAUUUUGUCGUGUAAAACUAGGGUGACCAUACAUCCUCUUUUACCCGGACAUGUCCUCUUUCUUGGGGGCUGUCCGGCCUUAUCCGGCUUUGUUCAGGGGAGUUUAUAAAAUCGAAUAUCUGGGGUUCUGUAUAGAAGUUUUGAGUUUGCGUCGCAUGGACCUUCUGAUUUAGAUGCCCGCGAAAAACACUAUAUCCUACCCGAAAAACUCAAAAUUAACCAUGUGCAACUCUGUAGCUGGGCCCCUGCAUGGUCGUGUCUUCUUUUUGGGGAUUCAGAAUAUGGUCCCCCUAGUAAAACAGUGUCAAAUGUCUCUUGGAUUUGAGGUAGAGAUUCUAAUCCCAGUAUGUUUUUGUUUUCCUGCAGAGAUGAAGAGAUUCGUAGCAAAUGUGGUAUCGAUGCCGUAACGUACCUGUCCUUUCAGCGCCACAUCAUCCUGCUCAUGACGGUGGUUUGCCUGCUGUCUUUGGCUGUAAUCCUGCCGGUCAACUUUUCCGGGAACCUCCUGGGUAUUUUGGGCACUACAUGAUGGUUUAGCUGGUCUGACUGUUUAAAAAGCAGAGGGAUAUCCUUAACCUCAAGAGAGACACACCGAAGAACCUCACAGGGAGAGAAGCCAGGCCACACAGAGACAAUCACACACAUCUACACUCCAAAGGGUUUUGCAGCUGAACGCACAGAAACUUUAGCUUUAAACAGUCUGUGGUACAAUUAAGUUUUAAAAAGGCCAAAGUUUAUUGUACAAAUGAAGGCAGAUCAAAAGUCAAAAGAUAAUUUUAACUUAAAAUGACAUGAAAUAAUAUAAUGAAGUUAAAACCAUGGCUAUUUUCAAACACGCAGGCUGGGCUGCAUCUAAUGGGAGUUUCUUGCAUGCCAGUGGCAAUUCAUCAAGCAGGAUUGUUGAAAUAGAAAGUGCUUCAUUUCCUCCUAACAUACACAUGUAGGUGUCAGGGGUGGGAUGAAGCAGAAAAUUAGCUGCUAAAUACAAGCAGAAAUGCCUUUCAGCAGUGCUGUGCUUGUUUUGUAGGAAGUGUUGAGUAAGUGAUUCCAUGACUGCAUGAAGUACAGGAGCCAUUAUGGGGUCUGAGAGCAGCAGAAACUUUUUUAUUAGUGCUGGCUGUCAUCCUAUGGGCCGGUGUGUCACCCUGCUCGUUAAACAAACCAACAUCAUUGACGGGCUGCCAUGGCAACGGCAGACAAAGAGUGGCCCAGUUAUGAGAGCAAGACUGUGAUGUUUGAGUUUCGUGUAGGAUUCGUGGAGAUGAGAGAGUCUUCAUUUAACAGUUCUCUUUGAACAGUUGCAUUGCUUCACCCUCCAGACAAAAAGGAGGAGUUUCCUUCAAGUCAUUAGAAAAUUAAAACGUCUCGCUGUCUGUCAUGUUGCAUUAUUUCUACAGAAGACAGCCCUGAAAACUUUGGGAGAACAACACUGGCUAAUGUUAACGCAAAGUAAGUCAAACACUCCACACAUGACAUCAAAUGUGGUGAGAAAGUACAGAGCUGUGAUAAAAACACCAGACUAUCGGUAUUCCUUUGAGUUCCAGCAGUGUUUCUGUGCUUCACAGGGACAGCUUUCUGUGGCUCCACAGCGUCUUUGCUCUGGUCUACUUCAUCAUCACAGCGCUUUGUAUGGCGCACCACACCAUACGGCUGGAGUACAGAGAGGAUGAGAAGGUCUGUCACCAACUCACUAGCACAUCACGCCGCUGUAAAAACAUCCAUUUAACCAAGGGAACUUCUUUUCUGAAUGCAAAUGCAGCAGGUUCAUUAGCACUUCACACAGAGUACGGCCGACGCUUAUCAGGAUUUCAGCAUUUUUGCGGGUAUUUCAUCACAACCAAAAACCAAAGCAAGAUUUUUCCCUGUGAUUCUCUUGGAUUUAAUUAUUGAUGAGUUUAUUCAUCAUUAAAAGUGAUAAGAAUUCAUCCCUAGAGGAAAAUGAUUUUUACAGACUUAAUGGAAAUCUAUCUAAUGAUAGCACAACUAUCUAUGACACAAAAACAAGUUCUAAUCUGUGAGGAGCACUUUGUAAAAGGAGUCAGAGGACAUCAAAGAUAUAAGGAUCACAGAAUGUAUAUCAAUAGUGGACAUUAGCACAAUAACUUCACAGGUUGGUUUGUGAAUCUCUUAUGGAUUCCAGUCAGAGUCUCCAAGCUUAUUUCCUUUUUCUGCCAGAAACAGUUUGGGAAUUUGGGAAUUGAUGGAACUGGUACUAAUUUUUAAAGCUCUUAUAAGGAUCUUUUGUUUAUUUUGUUUAUUUUUCCCAACUGGCAUCUCACAGUCAGUUUUUUUCCCUAAUAUAUAACUAGCAGACCUCCUCCGGCAGGUUAUUCAUAUGCAGAUUAAAGUACUAAACAUAGGGGCUAGGGUAAGGCUUCACGUUUGAAGUGAACUUUGAAAACUUGAGGCUACAUGUGUUACUUCCACAUUCAGUGUAUGGUACUAGCUUACACAUUACAUCUAAAGGAAUAUCAUGUCCUGUUGGCUGAAUAAGAUGAAAUAUAAUGAGAAAAAGUGGUUAGAUUCUUUUUUUAAGGAAACAGGAAUAUGUGAUAAAAUCCUUGUAGAAAUCCACAACGUGAUGGUAGAGCAAUUUCACUUGUUACUGUAAGUGAAUCUGCUGCUGGAUACAGAGAAACGGUCAGGGGACCAAGUCCAUGACGUGAUUAUUGAUAUAUCUUUGACAAGAAUGUCAUCCAUAGAGCCAGCCUUACUUGAUAAGAUGGUUUUUAAAAUCUUAUUUUGGAGCUUUCACAAUACUACCUCUCAUGAAGAUUGUAUUUUGUGUUUCAGGUAGCAAGGACACUGAUGAUAACCUCCAUACCAAGAGAGAUCUCUGACCCAGGACUUAUCACCAAACACUUUCAGUAUGUUUUUCAACUUAAAUCCUCCAUAAAUGUUUGCUAAAGGUCCAAAAAUCCAUGACCAUCUUUAUACUCACUUGGAGACACUCUCGUCACCACCAUGAUGAUUUACUUCUUUUGCUCUUUUUACCAGUGAGGCCUACCCCAGCUGCACUGUCACAGAUAUCCGCUUCUGUUUUGACGUCCACAAGCUGAUGAGGCUGGACUUAGAGAGGUAAAGUAACAAACUAAGAGCUGCAGCAGAAUCAGUUUGUCGGCAUGAGCCUCCUGACUGAGAUUUAUGUAUUAAUGCAGGCGCAAGGCGAUGAAAGGGAGGCUGUAUUUCGCCACCAAGGCCAAGAAGGAAGGGAAGAUCACGAUCAAGACACAUCCAUGUGCGCAGAUUUUCUGCUGUGACAUCUGUGGCUUUGAAAAGGCAAGUUUAACCAGCAUUAUUUGGAUUAGUGGCUGCACAGAGAGGAUGUUACCACUGGAUGGCACUGCAAUCCAAAUGUAGGCGCAUGCAGCAGCUUGUCCUACUGUGUAAAUGUGAAGUUCCUCUACAGGUGAAAGACGAAGUGAGUUAGGUGAGCUGUAACUUUUUUAUCUCUGCAGGUGGAUGCAGAGCAGUACUACAGCGAGUUAGAGGAGAAACGGACAGAUGAGUUCAACGCUGAGAAGAACCGCAUCACUAUGAAGAGGCUGGGCAUCGCCUUUGUGACUUUCCGUGAUGAGCGGAUGACCGCUGUGUGAGUAAACCACAGCAUGACAUCAAGGUUUAUUCGUCCUCUCAUCAAAACAUGUCACAACAGGGAGCAACAGUGAAGCUCAUUUUAUGCUGAUAUAAUCAAGUGGCGGUGUAAGUUUUUUGCAGCAAUUAUUCAAUAUUUUGAUUUUUUCUUUUCCAGCAUUGUGAAGGAUUACAGCCGUGUGCACUGUCGUCAAAAACCCCAGCAGUCUAGCAUCACCACUGUGGUGCAGUCGCACAAAUGGGGGGUCGGCUACGCACCUGCUCCCAGCGACAUCAUCUGGUUAGUACUGGAGUUUAAUCCAAUCAUCGUUUUUUUUGUUUGUCUAUGCUGACAUGGAACUCAAAAGAAAAGGCCUCUCAUCCAGGUAGUCUAACCUAUUGCAGCAUGCGUUGUAGGAACAGUAUGAUGCACAGACAGACAGUCAACCAUUCACACUCACAUUCACACCUCCAGUACAAGCAGUUUAUUAACCUGCAUGUUUUCUGCUGUGGGAGGAAGCUGGAGCACCAGGAGGAAACCCACGCAGACACAUAAUCCAAGCGCAAUAUCCAAUAUUACACGUCUCAUGCAUCACUUAGACACAUUUCCCUGUAAUUAAGCCUGACAUAUUUGGUAUCAUUGGAAACCUUUUGAUUCUGACAGAACAUAAAGCCAGAGUUCUGUAGGCUUUAAUAACACUUUGAGAAAAAAUAUGGCUUUCCAUGAUGCCGCUUGAAGCCUUUUCUCCGUGAAGGCUUAUAUUAUGCAAAUUGUGCAUCUUAACCUUGAAGGAAUAGCUUCAUUUAAGCUGUGUCAGAUCUCUAACACCAUUUAAAGCUCAUUCCCUUUCCCAGAUUCAAUUAGCCCUAAUGCAUUUUUCCUAUAAUGGGGAGCAAAUGAAGAAGUCACAGUGAGAUUAUAUAACAAAUGAAUGAUGCAUAUGUAUGGGAGACGAACUGAAGGGAUUUACACUGUUCGUGCUUUACAUCUGAUUAGUUGCAUUGAGUAAAUGUGCUCCUGCACCAACUAGACGAGUGGAGCAGGUAAUUGUGUUACUUCUAUAAAACUAAAGCAUGAAAAUGUGCUGUUUCCAACCGGCUCUCCAGUCUUGUAGAGUGGAAACAACUCACAUACAAGAGGCGACAGGGCCGGCUAUUUCAGGCUUAUGUCAAUAUGUAGGGAGCUGCAAAGUCAGGUGAGAGGAGGGUGUUAAAUGUCCUGUCUGUCCUGUGAAUUGAGAUACAUUAUUUCUCCCAUCACCAGGGAGAACCUGUCAGUGUGCGGCUCUCGCUGGUGGCUUCGUUGCGUCCUCCUCAACAUCCUCCUCUUCCUGCUACUGUUUUUCCUCACCACUCCAGCCAUUAUCGUCAACACUAUGGACAAGUUCAACGUCACAAGACCGGUGGAGAGUCUGCGGGUUAGUUUACAAUUGAGAUGAAAUCUUUUCCUGUACGUAAAGACGGACAAGGUAACUCUACUUCCUGCUUUUGUACAAGAGUAAAGCUUUGGAGUCCGUUUUUACAGUACAAUUCUGGCUGGUGGAAUUGGGGUAUUGAUGUCCCACCUCUUCUAAAUAAACCAACAAAAAACUCACUGAUUAAACAUCAAAUGUUCCUCAACUGGCAUGGUUUACAGCUUUACCAUAUCCUGAGUCACUUUAAAGCAGACAGUCACAGAUAUGGAAAGUUCAAAGACUCUUUUAAACAUUAUUUGUCAACAAAGCUGUCAACCUUAGCUCAAAAACCUUUAAAUAGCAUAAAAUAUCUCAUUCAACUAAAACUGUGUAUUUUGAUUAAAGUUUUGACCCAUCUGUUAACACGGAGGUGGCAGGCUUAGUGACCUUGGCGAGCCUCAAACACUUUGGUUUCACUUUUGAGAAGCUAUUAUGUCGAACAUAUGUAUGUGCAGUUUUAUUAUUAAUUUAUCAACAUGUUCUUUUAUCCAGAGCCCAGUCAUCACCCAGUUCUUCCCGACCCUACUGCUGUGGGCGUUCUCUGUACUCCUGCCCUUCAUUGUCUACUACUCAGCCUUCUUUGAGUCCCACUGGACCAGGUACUCAUCUGCCACCACUCUCCUCUGAAAUGGAAAUCCCCCUCGUUUUGCCUUUUCAGAGGGACCCUUCACAUGAUGCUGCGAUCUUCCUUUGGACUCCCACCUUUUCUUUUUUGUCAAAUAUCAAUUAUUUUUCUCCUUUCCACCCUGUUGCGCUUUUUUACUCUCUCCCUCUUCCUCCCUGUCACUCUCCCUGCACUGUUAUUCCUGGCAGGUUGUCAUAGAGAUCUCCAUGUGAGAAUAAUGAUAUGCACAGUAAUGUGCACAUGGUGACUAGCAGGAGGAGGAGCGGGAACGACUGUGCAUAGGGAGACAACCUUACACAGUACCUCUGAGCACCCUUUUCUUUACACAACCACCCCCACGAACGUGGUGUGCAGGCGUGAUGUGCAAAGGAGCGAAUGCAAAUCAACUGUUUAUUGGAGUGCAAAGCAUAGUUUGUGCUAAUGAACCCAUUGGUCCCGUAAACACGGAUUCAGCUGACUUUGAAUUAGAGUAGCUGUUAAGGGGAUUUCUGCAGAUAUGACUUCAAGCUGAAUUAGUCUGAAUCAUUAUUAUCUUUUUUUCACCAUCACAUGUUUUUCAAUUAAUGCCUCAGGUCUGGAGAGAACCAAGUCACAAUGCACAAGUGUUUUUUUCUGCUGGUCUUCAUGGUCAUCAUCCUGCCCUCGCUUGGUUUAUCCAGGUACUCCAACAGCAGAUUAAAGCACCCACAAUACUCCCUCUUUUAUAUAUUUUUUUCUUUGGUUAUUUUAGAUUAAUCCAUCUCUUACUUACUGUUUUUGUAGUUUGGACCUGUUUUUCACAUGGCUAUUUGAUGUCAACUUCCUGGAUGAGAAGGAAGUCAAAUUCCAGUAAGAUUUCUACUUUUUCUAAAUAAAACUCACCUAAAGAGCUGUGGCCUCCUCAAGGAUUUAGACUAUCCUCACUCUCGGUUACAGGUGUGUGUUUCUCCCUGACAAUGGCGCCUUCUUUGUAAACUACGUAAUCACAUCCAGUCUAAUUGGCACAGCUAUGGAGCUGCUUCGUAUCCCAGGGCUGACGGUAUACGCCCUACGCCUCUGCUUUGCGAAGUCCCAGGCCGAGCGCAUUCAUGUCAAACGGGUAAGCUAACCUCACAUGAUCACACAAAUCACUGUGUUCUUUUUUAAAUGUGAAUGUUUGUGUUUUUCUCUGCAGAGUCAGGCCUAUGAAUUUCAGUUUGGCCUGGAGUACGCCUGGACUAUGUGUAUAUUUGCAGUCAGUAUGACCUACAGCAUCACGUGUCCCAUCAUUACACCCUUUGGUGAGUAACAUAAAGUGACCCUCCUUCUUCCCACUUCUGUCUUUUCUCUGCAUACCAUCACAUCCCCACUUGGCAGUGUGUAUAUGGUGCCUCUCCUCAUAAUCUGACCUCACUCUCCUCUCCUGCCUGCCAUUCUGAUGCAGACUGUGUGAAUUUGUUGCUGUAGUCCCAGACACCCAGACACAGCGAGCUGUGAGCCAGACGCCCACUCUGCUCCUGUCUCUACCCAAAGCUCCUAUUUACCUCCACAGUCAAAUCCUCAGUCCAAACAGGCCCUUUCAUAAUAAUACUUUGCUCUUCUCCAUCCUUUUACCUGUUGUUUUUUUUUUAAUGCAGAGUGCUGCUUUUGGUGUGAAAUUGUCUGUUGUGCACCCUGUAGGUCUGCUCUAUGCCAUCCUGAAGCACAUGGUCGACAGAUACAACAUUUACUAUGCAUAUGUUCCCACCAAACUCAACCAGCGGAUCCACAGAGCAGCUAUAAGCCAGGUCAUCUUGGCGCCCAUCCUCUGCAUGUUCUGGCUGCUCUUCUUCUCCGUGCUAAGAUUAGGUACCCUGUCACUUCCUUUUCCAACCUGUCAUUUUCAGGUUCAGUGCACUGUGAUACUUUAGUUUUUCACAAUCUUACUUUUGUGUUCCAGGUCCAGUACAUCCUAUCACCCUCUUCACCUUUGUGUCCCUGCUCUCCUCCAUUGCCUUCUCCCUCUUCCGAUUGUGCCUUAGGAAGCAACCAGACAAAUCAACAAGCUACCAGGUCAUCUCUGCCAUUUGUCACUUCAAUUAAGUUCAGCUGCAUUAAGAUGCUGUGGUGUAUAACGGUGUGUAUUUAACCUUGUUUCAGAUGUCGGACCAGCCAACCGAAGGGACGUUCACUGACGCAGACAGGAGUACAGUCACAUCCACCACUGCCUCCAAUGUAAAGAAGCACAUUUUCUUUCAAUGAGUCCUUAAAAUUUACAGUGCAUCUUUUAUUCCUCAUUUUAUCAACUAUCCCUCAGUAAGUGUAUAAAAUUUAAUUGAAAUGAAAUGUUUGUUUGAAACGUGAAAAAGAAAGAGGGAGAGAUAGAACAAAAUCUAAAAAUGAAGGUAAAGAAAAAAAGAAAGACAGGAACACUUAAUGAUUGGGUUUACAGAUUUGAUAGGGAGUGGGAAGAACGAUGAAUUAAAACCUAACCCCUCUUCAUAAAUCAACAAUAGUUAAAUAUUUUGCUUCCUUAGUAAUAACAUUUCAACAUUACUUAAUUUCUUAAUCUGAUGUCCACAUUCUUCCAAUUACCAUCACUAUCUGUCCUACAACCAGAUUCAAAUUAAUUUUAAUGUAACACUAUCUUAAUCCACAAAAAAAUCAUAUAUAUCAUAAACAACAUUUUUAAUAUCACACAAAUAGUUUGACAUAAAUUACUCUUAGUAUACAAGAUAUGCUAAUAAAUAUCAUAAUCUGUUUAAAUCAUGCCAUCAAUGAUCAAAAGUUUUCCUGCAAAUCUAUGCAAGUUUACAUCAGCAUACAGAGUAACAUAAAAACUAUUUUAAAGUGUUACUAUAGAAAGAAAAAUAGCUUUUAAAAUUUUUUAUGUGUGCUUUCCAAUUGAAUUAUUCAUCUAUUAUCCCUCCCAAGAAAUUUUAAGUCUUUCAAUAUUAACCUCAUUAAACUGAAUCUUUAUUCAUGUGUUAAAGUUGUGUUAUCCAAUUUUUUUUGUUUGUUUGUUUUGCUUAGUUUUGCUCAUGAUAAUAGUAAUAAGCCGUAUUUUAAUUUAAUCAAUUCUGAUGUGAUGUACUGCUGUAAUUGUUAGGAAUCAUUGCCAGAAUAAAACAUGUUUGUGUCAUCAGCAAAUAAAACUAACAUUGAAAUACAAAAUAAACUAUUUAGGGCCCAGCAUUGACCCUUGAGGGACACCACAAGUAUUAUCCAAUCAUCUCCUGACUCCACAAUGGCAACUUUUCUAUUACCACAAACUCAGCUUUAUUUCACAUGAUAAUGUGUUAAACUACUAAUUAUAUAUUUAAAAAAUCAUAUGACAUCAUUUCAUAUCAGCUAACCUGCUUUCUAAGUAGCAUUUUUCUUAGCCAGUCCAAAAACCUAUGUCUGCAUAUAUGUAUUUAUUGUUAUAAUAACCAGGGGGGACAAACCUAGAUUUAAAACUACAUGUCUAUCUCCUAACUCUAAUAGUUUUAUAACUUAACUGAUUUACUUUUGACGCCAUCCUAAACUUGAUGUUGCUCUUCCUCCCUCAGCUGUUCGUUGCGUCUGUGCUGCUGGAGCCAGAGUUGGCUUUGACCCCCAUGCCCUCUCCAGCACACCACAGCUACGGCGCCAUGGCCAGUUCACAGAGUUCAAGCCACUGCCAGGCGGAGGGGGAAGAGAGCGAAGAAGACCACACCCAAACCCAUGAAACUGAGCUCCAAGACCCUCCAGAACCCUGCUGCUCCAGCCCACUCAUGGACAGCCCAGUCAGCUAUCAGUAACAUCAAAUCCUCCAAAGCUGAUAUAAUUUAUCCUGCAGUGGGGAACACAAAUUGCUUAAGGCCACAUUGCUGCAUUUUCACCACUGACCUCAGACUCUAACUAAGCUGCCUCAGACCCUGAGACCAGGGCAAAGGAUCAAGAGCAGGAAGGGGAGAGGAGCUUAAAGAGAAGAAGUCAACAACUGUUUGGCAAAGAUCUCCAGAACCUGGACACAAAUGUCAACGCUAAGAGGAUACACAAGUGCAGAGAUUAUUUUAGUUUAACAGUUGGAUGCUCAUGACAGGGAUUUUCUCUUCUUCUAAAGCUUCAUUUGCAAGUUAAAAGGGUUCAAACUAAUUAAAGUGACUGAGGGAGAAACUCUUUCAGGUCGCCAUCGCAGAUUCUCUGUCUAUGAGAUGCCACUUGGACAAGAGUGGAGCUGUAAGUUCCCAUCAGGGUGGGUGGUGUGAGCAGGCUUGCCCUGGCAGACUGACACAGUGGUCUGGGCAUGAUGAUUUCUGGUUCCUGGGCGGCAGAGCUCGGGGAGGCUGAGGGUGAGGGCAGCUAGUUGUGAAGCCAUCUGCAGUGAGAGAGCAGACAGACGGAUGGAGCCGAAUGUAACUCAGAGAUGUACUGUGAUAUAUGUACUCUCUCAGUAAGGAGGCACAAGCAGCUUGACUGUACCUGCAGCCUGUUGUGACUAUUAUUGUUAGUAAUUUGAGGUUGCUAUUUUUGCUACACUUUUUUGGUGUUAUUGAUGUAGUGCUUUGGGUUGGUCACUGAAUUUCAGAGCUGUUCCAUUUUAAUCAGAGUACUCUCUUAUUUUGCUGUGAUGUGCUAUGAUUCAACACCAUGUGUACUUCAACAUUUGCAAGCUUUAGGUUUACCUGCUGAGAGUUUGGUGAGGAGAUUGAUAUCACUCAUUCCUCCGCAGUAAAUAUGAAUCUGCAGCCCGCAGAUCGUUAGCUUAGCUUAGCACAAAGACUUUAAACAGUUGACUGAAUAUUGACAUUGACACUAAGCUUUCAUCUUUGCAUUGUGUGGGGUAACACACAGAAACACACAUUUGUAUUACUGAUAAAAUAUCUAAGAUCUCUUAGGUCAGUGCAGUUCACAGCAGAACAGAUACCUGGGUUAAUUUGAAGCUAACACUUACAGUUAUGGAGAAUUCAGUUAUUCUUAAGGAUUAAAUAAAUAAGUUAAAUAAACCUUGGACCUGAAAAUUACCACCAAACAUCAUUUAUCACUCGAUUCAUGGCUCCAGGCCAGGGAAAGUAUGUCAAGAUCGUAUUCUUUGUUGUUUUACUUAACAGUGUGAAAACAUUAAAUCCACCAUGAGCAUGCAUGCACAACAACUUAAAGAGCUUGUUCAUAGAAACAAGCAGAAACCUCGAACAGAAUCAGACUCCAUGGUGAACAGUCACCUGCCACAAAUGCAUGUGCCGAAAUAGUGAAACUUAAGGAGAUGCACAAAGCUAAUUCUCCACGAGCAGUGAUGACCCAAAGUGAGUCAUUUCCUAGCUGUUCAAAUGUGAAUUUGAUCAAAUUUGACUUGGCUAAUAUAAAAGUAAGAAACAGUUAACCAGACAAAAUCUAAUUACCACUUUGUCUCUAUUUUCUAACUCUAAAUACUGCGAAUCCAGGUUGUGCUACUAUUCUAUAUUCUUCACUACAGGCUGCUAUCUUUAUCUGUGAACUUCUGGAUUGUAAAGCGUAGGAGCAUGAGCACAGUUGCUAUUUACCAGAGUCACAGGGUCACAUGUAUCACACAUAUAAAUGCCAUGCAUGGCCUACAGGUAAAAAAAAAAAAAAAACACCACUAACUUGUUUAGCUAACUGGAAAAUCUUGAGGAGCCAAGCUAAGCUAAGCUAACUUGAAUGUUUAUGGUAUCUAAAGAUUAGCAAACAGUGUAUCAAUCUUCACAUCUGUCUCUCAGCGAAAGGACAAAUACAUUUCCUUCCCAUGACUUUGUUCUGCUCUUAAAUGAAAAAUUAAACAUUGACAGCAGAUCCAAAAAUAUGUCACAAGGUCUUUUAUGUCUUUUUGCUCGUAGUGAUCCAUGUUGAUCAGUUUUUGUUUUUCUUUUUUUAUGACAAACUACAGAAGUAAUGGAGUUAUUUUCAAUGUUUUUAUUUUGUUCAGUCAGAAAUUAGAAAAAAUAUUAUUUAUUUCCACCUCAGUUAACCUUUUAUGUGUGGCACUCCAUUGCAUGUAGAUGACUGUAUGUUGUAUGCUUUCCCAUCCUUCAUAUCCUUAGAGUCACAUGUACUUAAAAACUUUUUGCUUUACAGUCAAUCUGAACGUUUGGGAUUUGUGCAGUUUUUUAAAUUAUUAUUAUGAUUUGUUCCCUCAUGCUCAGAAGUUUUUAUUUUCUCUCAUGAUUCUGAAUGUAAACUGAUUGUAGUUCAUUCAUGUCUCUUGCUGUGCCUUGAACAAACACUCCCUCACGUGAGACAAUCCAGCAUGGCCUGACAAAUGCUGCAUGGACUGAAAACUAAAUAGUGGAGAAGAGAGGAAUACACAACAAAAACUAAAACUAUCCCGAGAGUGAGAGAGAGAAAGAGUGUGUGUGUGUGUGUGUGUGUGUGUGUGUGUGUGUGUGUGUGUGUGUGUGUGUGUGUGUGUGUGGAGUGACCUAGCAAAGCGCACUCCCUCUACAAAAAUAGUCAUCAUGCACAUCCUCUUGUUGCUUUUAUCAUAAGCUUUUCAUGAAAUCACAUGAUCUUCAGGAGUGAUUAAUUUCUUAGCUGUUGUUGGUCAGUAGAUGUUCAAACUGUCUGCUAAUAUUUGCAUGUUUAUACUUCUACUUUACAUCUUUUUCAGGGUCCGUCAAAACAGAAAUAAACAUGAUAAUCUCCACUCAAGGAUCACUUACUUGCUUUUAUGAUUAAUCAAUAGAAGAAAAGUUCCAAAACUUCACAGAAAAUACAAGAAUUUGAACACUUCAGAUCACUUAGGGAACUCAAAUCAUCCUGAAGACCCUCAUGUCAUACAUAACAAGUUCAAAAAGCAAGCAAGUGAACCUUGACUCAUUUUUUCAUAAUCAGGAGCUUCAAAGUUUGAUGCUAACCUAAUUUACCAGUCUUUACAUCACAGACUUUCUAAUCUUUUUCUGUUUUGUAUUGUGGUCUUGUUGGUGCCUUGUUGUCGACUUCAGUCAAUGUUGUUUCAGUUCUCGGCUCUCCUCUCCUUUCUCAGAAGUUGUCCGGCCAAGGUCUAUGUACCAUGUAAAAAGUGAAGAUUUACUUUUUAUCAUUCCUUUGUUUCUUUUCUUUUCAUAUUGAGAUGUUUGACUAAUACUAAGUACUGAAGUCCUUAUCUCUCAGAGGGGGUAGGUAUCUUGCUGCUGUAAAGAGUGAAUUUGAAUCAGUUUUCUGAUGUGUAGACGAGAGUUAUUAUUAUAAAGUUAUUCACUUUUUCAGUUGUACUUCAAUAAAAUUGAUGGCAUAUCAUUCUGUUAAUGUAAUAUAAAUAUGCUCCUUUUUAUAAGGAGUCCAAUUCUAGUUCUAGUGUUGUAUAAAACAGAUGGAAGCUGGCAGUGGAUUGAAUAUGAAGUGGUCAGUUCAGAGAAAUCAGAAAUAACAUGCAGUAUGGGGAGAAAACUUCAAAGGAUAUCUCUGAAUUUCUGACUCUGCCAGCAGAUUCUGUGGUUCCUCUUACUGAAGCUUGUUUCACAGACCAUUAAACCCACUUUCCUUUGAAAUACAGACUAAAAAUUAUUAAUAUAUUCUCCGUUUUAAUGGUCAUGCAAGGGUGGAUUGUGCAUUAACUGGUUUUAUUGUAUCCUGUUUUGUCUGUCCAUAUUCAGCCGGCUUGACCCUCUGAGGUUUAUUCACUGGAACAUUAGCUUUGUCCACUGUUGUCAGUCGGCAUGUGAGCAGACAUGUCCAUUAUGCUCUCAGUCAUAAAAUGUGUAUCAUGAGUAGCCUUCUCCAUUUCAAGUACGACCAGCCUGCUGUAAAUGUAGGUUGUUUGAUCUCGCAGAAAAAGAUUGAGGUUGGGGGUGGCGGACUGUGUUUCAGAUUAAUCUCUGUCAGGCUAACAAGUUUUCAUCUGUCAAAAGUGAAGUGCUGUGAUCUGAAAUUAAAACCAAUACAGCCCAAUCUA
Molecule: messenger RNA, 33922 nt
Organism: Xyrichtys novacula (pearly razorfish)
Lineage: Eukaryota; Metazoa; Chordata; Actinopteri; Labriformes; Labridae
Source: the annotation of a GenBank genome assembly